AUGGUAGGAAGGAAAAGUCCUCGCAAAAACACUCCUGGUACAGGUCCUACAAGAGGGAAAAGACUCCCAGCAACUGCUCGACCAAGGAGGUUUAGUUUAAUCUACAGUUCCGAUUCCUCAUCUUUAAGUGAUGUAAGUGAUGGAGAUGGCCACAACAAUAGACCACAUUCCAACAAGAACAAAAUGAAGAGACGUGGUGCUGAUAAUGUCAUAAAUAACUCUACAGGCAAACAAAGUAAACUGAUACAAGAAUCUAAUGAAAAUGCAUUGUCUUCAGAUUAUGAAGCGAUAGAUGACGAUAGAACGGACACAAGUAGUGAUGACGAUGAUGAUGACAGUGACAGUGACAGUGAUAGUAGUUCUGACGAUGAAAAUAUAGAUUUUGUCAAGUUAACAGCCCAAAGAAAGAAAAGAGCAAUGAAAGCUUUAUCUGCAAUAAAAAGAGGUCAAACGAAUAAUGGCAACAACAAAGACAAUAAUAAUGAAAACAAUAAUAACAAUAAUAACGAAGUUGUACCCGAGGGUUCAAGGACAAAUAAAGACCUUUCACCAAAGAAGGAAGAAGAAGAAGAGUCUAAUGCUAGUGUCGAAGAAGAUAUUGGCGAAGAGAUUGUAGAAAGUAGGAAAAGUACCCCAUCCAAAAACCUAUCAGAUGUUUCUAAAACGUUGAAUAAAUUACAUGUACCAGAGUUCUCUGAAGACUCAGAGGAGUCAGAGUAUGAUAUUGAUCACGAUGCAUAUUUCAGUAUUAUAAAUGAUGGCAACAAUUCUGUUGGUGAGAUCGAUACUGGUUUAGAAACCGGGGAUGAUGACUUACCUGUGCUUGAAGAAGAGGAACACAAUAUUGUCUCUGAAUUGCAAAAUGAUGACAACCUUUCUAUCGAUGAUAGUGCUCAAGAUGAAAGUACCGAUUUAAUGGAGCAUAAUAAACCAACCAAUCAAUAUGAUAAUGAAGAAGAUGAUGAAGAUGAAAUAAUGACAGACUUUGAUUUGCCUUUUUAUGAAGACCCCAAAUUUUCUAACCUCUAUUAUUAUCAAGAAGAAAAUGAACCUAGACUCAACUUAAACAGUACAUCUUUGCCGCUAAUACUAAACGAUGAAAGAAGAAUAAGAAUUCAAGAAAAAGAGGCAAGAAGAAGAGAAAGAAAAGAACGUAUCGAGGCUAGAAAAAUGCUAAGAAAGAAUGCUAAGAGUAAACCGGGCUUGGAUGGCGAUGAAUAUGUCUUCGGCGUCUUUUUCCAUAGUGAUAAUGAAGAUGAACAAGAUAAAGAUAAAACUAAGACAGAAGGUACCAGAAUAUAUACUGUUCAAAAUUCUGACUCUAGUGAUUCAGACGAUGAUUAUGACAAUAUUUUACUAGAUGUUGCCCAACUUCCCAGCGAUGACGAAGAACUCAUGGCAAUUGAUUCAGAUGAUAACGACGACUCUUCAGAAUUCGAUAUGUCAGCCGAAUCAGAUGAUUUUGAUGAGCUCGACGAUGAUAGCAGUGCAACAAAUAUUUUUAUUGACAUUGAUGACUUGGACCCGGAUUCUUUCUACUUCCGUUAUAGCGAUGAUGAGAUAUCAAAUUUCAGCGACAAAACACCUUCUAAAGAUUCCGAGGACGCUUCAAAUGGUGCUUUAGAAACUCUUGUUUAUGUCGAUGACGAAUCGACUGAUGAGGAUGAUAAUUUACCUCCUCCAAACUUACGGAAAAGAAAUGUUGGAACCAAAGCCAAAGAAAUUGUGAGCGCUAAUGUUGUCGGUCUAAGACCACCAAAAUUGGGUACUUGGGAAACAAACAACAAACCAUUUAGUAUCAUUGAUGGUCUGUCAACAAAAUCCUUGUAUGCUCUUAUUCAUGAACAUCAACAGUUACAGGAAAGAUCUCAAAGCCCUGAAUUAGCCGAACCUCCAUCUACCGAACAACAAUCGGGCGAAGAUAUGACAUUAAAUGAACUAUUAAAUAUGAGUGAACUAGAGGAAGGUGAAGGUGAAGAUACACCAUCUCAUCAAACAUUAUCAGUUUCUGAUUGGUAUAAUAAACCUAAGGUACCUCUAUCAGCUUUUAGAAAUAAAGGCGUCAGUAUUUACGACGAUGACGAAUACCUGACUCCUAGCUUAUCUGUUAAAAAAGUACCUAUAGGUUAUGUUGGCGGAGAACGUACAAGAAAGAAGAUUGAUAAAAUGAAAGAAUUACAAAGAAAGAGAACUGAGAAGAAAAGAACAUUAAAGAAAAAGAGAAAAUUAUUGAAAUUGAGAAGAAAGAGAGCAAGGAUGGAAAAAGAGAAGUUAUCAACCACAAGUGAUCCUACUGGUAAUGACGAUCUCCACGAGGGUCCAACUGAUACAACGGUAAAUGAGAGCAAGAGCUUGUCACACUCCGAAUUACCAGAUUUUGACGAGGGUCUCAGUGAUCAUAUUUAUGACACCGAAAAUAUGGGCUCUUCACAAAGGAAAGAUUCUCUCAAGAGUGUAGGCAUUGAUGAAAUACAUGAAAUCCUUGGAAAAGAUGACAGCUCUCUAUUGGAUAACCAUCAUUCUCAACUAAUGUUACAUAACGAUUUGGCACACGACAAACACCAAGAUGAAAAUGCCAUUGCUGGAGCUGAUGCGGACAUUCUAGCAUCGUUAACCGCCCCAGUCGAUUUUGACGAUUUCGAAAAUACAUCCUCAUCGUUAUGGAAGCAACGCAGACAUAGCAUGGCAGAAGCUGCAGCAGAAAACCUGAGAUUUACGAAGAAUGGGUUGUUCAGUGAGGCUGCACUUGCCAAUUUAGAAAGUAUAAUUGAUAAUGAGGGCCCUUCAGACACUUUCGAAUUUAAUGAGGUCCUACAAUAA
This is a messenger RNA of Kazachstania africana CBS 2517, 2820 nucleotides long. It is a transcript of the gene IFH1, whose product is annotated as Ifh1p. NCBI's taxonomy places the organism in Eukaryota, Fungi, Ascomycota, Saccharomycetes, Saccharomycetales, Saccharomycetaceae. Gene Ontology annotation, molecular function: transcription coregulator activity. Gene Ontology annotation, biological process: regulation of ribosomal protein gene transcription by RNA polymerase II. Bases 1 to 2820 code for a protein of 939 amino acids. The transcript has a single exon. The record is from RefSeq and is a predicted model, not a curated record.